Messenger RNA from Selaginella moellendorffii, 1041 nucleotides. Its product is annotated as 30S ribosomal protein S5, chloroplastic. Gene Ontology annotation, cellular component: ribosome; small ribosomal subunit. Gene Ontology annotation, molecular function: RNA binding; structural constituent of ribosome. NCBI's taxonomy places the organism in Eukaryota, Viridiplantae, Streptophyta, Lycopodiopsida, Selaginellales, Selaginellaceae. Gene Ontology annotation, biological process: translation. The coding region runs from base 78 to 980 and encodes 300 amino acids. The transcript has 2 exons. The record is from RefSeq and is a predicted model, not a curated record.
AGGGCUCUUAUGCUAGAAUUUCGAGAUUGGCUAUGGCGUCGUGAGAGGCGCGCGGAAGAGAUAAACGAAAUCGCUCAAUGGCGUCGGCGAUUCUCUCGCUCAGCUCGGGCGCCGCCACGGCGCUGGAAUCCUCCAAGGUACGCCUGCCCUGCGCCAUCGCCAGGCGUCCCACAUUCUCCCUCAAGUCGCAGCCGCGCAUCGGCAUUGCAAAUCCUCUCAUCGCCAGCGGGAGGAGGAGCAAGCAAUCCGCGCUGCUCGUGACCGCCGCAUACAAGGGACGGCUCCGCGCGGAUCCAUCCAUGACCGAUCCCAACGACGACGUGGGGAUGAGCACGGAGGAGAUCAAAGAGGCCUACGAAUCGCUCUACGGGCCGUCCUGGGAACGAAAGAAGGCGUCCGAGAGCACGGCGGAGGAGGAGGAGGAGCGUGGCGGCGGGAGAAGGCGGCGGGGAGAGGAAGGAGGCCCCGGAGGGAUGGGGGGGCGGCGAGGGGGAUCCAAGGAUGGAUUGGAGGAGUCCGUGGUCCAGGUCCGGCGAGUGACCAAGGUGGUGAAAGGGGGCAAGCAGCUCCAGUUCAGGGUGGUAUCGGUGGUGGGUGACAAGAAGGGAAAGGUUGGAGUUGGAGUUGGAAAGGCCAAGGAGGUGAUCGCGGCUGUCCAGAAAUCCGUCAAGGAUGCCAGGAGGAACAUCGUCACCGUGAGGAUGACCAAGUACAAGACUUUCCCUCACAGGGUGGACGGGCACUACCACGCAGCGGACGUGAUGCUCCGCCCAGCGUCGCCGGGGACGGGCAUCAUCGCGGGCGGCGCGGUGCGCGUCGUCCUGGAGAUGGCCGGCAUCGAGAACGCGCUAGGCAAGCAGAUGGGGAGCGACAACACGCUCAACAACGCCAGGGCCACACUGCACGCCGUGUCGCAGCUCCGCCACUUCCAUGAGGUGGCGGAGCUCCGUGGGAUCCCCAUCGAGGUGCUCUGGAAGUGAGAGAAGCUCCACAAGAUGUACAAGAGAGAAACAAGGAAUCAAACAACAUACAUUUUUGUAA